Peronospora matthiolae is the source of this 768-nucleotide messenger RNA. The record is from the annotation of a GenBank genome assembly. NCBI's taxonomy places the organism in Eukaryota, Oomycota, Peronosporomycetes, Peronosporales, Peronosporaceae.
AUGGAGACGUCGACAUACUCUGGUGAUGGUCCAGAUCGUCUCCCCCUUAAUCGCUGGUUUAGGGAGAUUGAUAUCGCCAUAGCGUCAAGGUUGAUUGACGCUCCGACGGCCAAGGUUAAUUUCCGACUGUCUCGGCUUGUUGGUAAAGCCAAAGAAUGGGCUCUUGGGAAGCUCGUUGUAAACGAGUUGGCAUUCCCCACGCUGGACGAUAUCCAGCGCGACUUACGACUGGCGUUCGAGCCCCCUCAAGAUGAGUCACGCUUGCGCGCAGAUUUCUUUUCACUUCGACAGGGCAAGCUGUCGAUGCGUGAUUACGUACAGAAGACGCGACAUCUUGCUUCGUGUAUCAUCACGCAGCCGAUCGACAUGGCUUCGCAAGUUCAUGUAUUUGUCUUUGGUAUGCAAGAGGGCAUGACCCGCUAUUGCCUCACACGUGCUGAACCUAAGACUCUUGAGGAGGCAUUUGCCCUCGCGCUUCGUGAAGAUUACACGGUCGCAUCGUCAUAUUUGCAGGCAGCGUCGCAACGCCCGCGUACGUCUGGCCCAGAGCCUAUGGAAAUUGACGUUAUCGAUGCAUCUCGUGGUCGCGGCAAGCAAUUUGGCCGCGACAUUCGAAGUCAAAACACGAUGAAGUGUUAUCGGUGCGGCAAGACUGGCCAUCGUGCGGCCGUCUGCCGAGCACCAGCGCCGGUGUCCAUGAACACAGCUGUCUCACGUGGAGAUACUGUGUCGUCAGUGGUCCCGCCAAAAAACGAGCGGUUCCAGUAG